Moesziomyces antarcticus is the source of this 1128-nucleotide messenger RNA. RefSeq lists its product as uncharacterized. The transcript is spliced from 4 exons. Lineage: Eukaryota; Fungi; Basidiomycota; Ustilaginomycetes; Ustilaginales; Ustilaginaceae. The record is from RefSeq and is a predicted model, not a curated record. The coding region runs from base 1 to 1128 and encodes 375 amino acids.
AUGGCGCCCGGCGCCCGUCGCGCGGCGCCGGUAGGAGCAGCCGACUCAGCCCUGCUGCAGGAUUCUUCGCGACACCCGGUUGAUUCGGUCGGCUCGAGAGAAACGGGACGCGGUUGCAGUGCAAGACGACAGCAAUCGGCAGAGCAAGAAGACGGGAGCAGCAAUGGUACGCACAAAACUGGCGCUGGAGCUGGGAGGGCUGAAGGGCGAUCCUCAUCGUCACACAGCGCCGACGCGCAGCAGGCGACUCCCGCACAGCAUCCAGUGCCUGGCGGCGGUGGUGGUGACAGGCCCGUGUCGAGGACUCCGAUGGAGCGCUCUGAGUGUGGACGCGCAGAUCUGGGAGUGUCCCGUCUGACGCUCGCGCCAGUCAGCGCCAGUCCGCGCAUGCCGGGCGCUGAGUCUGAGCGGUCAUGUCCACUCGCGCGACGCUGCUGGGCUGAGCCUCGCUCGCCGUCCAAAGGAUCAAAGGGCAGGCCCAAGUACGACAGCAUGGCGUCGGGCUCGGUCGUUCCAAGAUGGGACGACGUGCGCCUGCCUUGGCCGAUGGCUAAAUCAUCGCAUGACAACCGUGACCGCGCCUCGCUUCAGCUAGACCAUCCGCUUGGCCAUCCUCCUCGAGACUACUGCAAUCCCAUCAACUUCGGCGUCUCGGGCCGAUUCUGGAGCGGUAUCUUGCGGAACUCGAGGCUCAGGGCUGCGGGAUCAGAGCGGUCAUUUGGACCGGAAGAGGAGAGCGGCGUGCGGAUUGGGCGAGAAGGGACUCGCAGGAGCUCUGUCGGAUCUCGGUCGAUCCCUUGGUUCCUUCUGAGCGAGGCAGAUGGAUCGGAGGCAGUGCUGCUGCUGCGCCGCCGUUGCCGCUUCCGUGCGUUUCCGGGGAGCUCAAAGGGAGCUGAAAUGAAGGCGAGCGACUCGCAGCUUGCGCGCGCGGAUGGCAGCGUGACCGAGGCCGAGAUGCGCAGAGUGAGUCAGCGAGCCGGCUCAGCCGAUAUGGCGCGACUUGGAUUCGGACUGGGCCUUCACAGCUUGCUCGGGUUUGGAGACAGCGUCCUGGUGAAGCUGGUGGUGGAGGCUAGUGCUGCUGAUGCUUGUUGCGACGAGCGAAGCGUGCGGCGCGUGCAGGGAUAA